CUUUGGUUGCAGUCGUCCACUUCUUCCCUUCCCUUCCCUUCCCUUCCCUUCGAUCUUGUCAACACAAUCCAAAUCCAAAUCCCAAUUUCAAAUCAUGAUAUUUGACGUUGCGGCAGUGGACGUGUUUCUGUUCCUGUUCUUGUUCGAGUUUAUGCGACGGCGCAGCGCCCAGAUCGCUGCAUGGGUGCUUGAUAAAGUGCAGCCACAGAGCGAGAGCGCGAGUGAGCGCGAGACGAGCGAGCUGCAGCGACAGGUGGACGAGCUGACCGAGCAGCAACGACCGCUCUCAAUGCAGGACGACUUUGCCAAGUACAUGAAAAUCGAUCGACAGCUGAUUAAACUGAAAAAAGAGCUGCAAACACGUCGUGCUGCUGCCUCGACUGCAGUCAAGUACAACUCCAAGAAGCUGACUUCAGUUGUCUGGUGGGCCGCGUUGGUAUUCCAAGGCUUGUUGAUGUACCGGUACCGAGGGACUGUCAUCUUUUCGUUGCCAUCCUCCUCGGUUUAUCCUCUGGAGCGGCUCAUGGCGUACCGCUCUGGUGGCGAACUAGGCUCAAUCAGUGGAGUGAUCUGGAUUCUCGUUUGCCGGCGAGUAGUCUCCGUCGUUCUCGACCAAAUCUAAUCAAAGCGAGCGGUUCCAAAGCCAGUCACCAGUUGCAACUUUGUGAUAGACAAACAGCAGCACAAAUGGUUUUGCGGGAACAAUGUAUUGUGCAAUGAAAACAAGAACAUUAAUUUUACAGCGCCAGUUUCAAAAGUCGUGUCAACUCCUGGGCUUGUGGGGUACUGUGUGACCAGA
Messenger RNA from Capsaspora owczarzaki ATCC 30864, 799 nucleotides. RefSeq lists its product as hypothetical. Gene Ontology annotation, biological process: tail-anchored membrane protein insertion into ER membrane. NCBI's taxonomy places the organism in Eukaryota, Filasterea, Ministeriida, Capsasporidae. The record is from RefSeq and is a predicted model, not a curated record. The coding region runs from base 95 to 622 and encodes 175 amino acids. The transcript has 6 exons.